AUGCUUGUAAAAGAAUAUCGAAUAUGCUUGCCGAUGACGGUAGAGGAAUACAGAAUCGCACAGCUUUACAUGAUCCAGAAAAAAUCUCGAGAAGAAAGCACUGGACGUGAGAGCGGUGUUGAAAUACUCAAGAAUGCGCCAUAUACUGACGGCCCUGGAGGGAACGGUCAGUAUACAUUCAAAAUAUAUCACGUGGAAAACCAUAUACCAGGCUGGCUGCGUGCCGUAAUACCGAACGCAGCGCUGAGAGUUGAGGAGGAGGCCUGGAAUGCUUAUCCUUACACAAAAACGCGAUAUAGGGUGCCCUUUAUGGAGAAGUUCUCCCUCGAAAUCGAAACUAGGUAUUUGGAUGAUGCAGGAGAAAGCGAAAAUGUCUUCGAUAUGUCUCCUGCCGAUUUGAACACCCGCAUUGUCGACUACAUCGACAUAGUGACUGAUCCCCUGGCGCCCUCAAAGCCGACUGAGGACCCCUCCACCUACGUUUCCCAGGUGACUGGACGCGGUCCCCUCUCGGCUGGCUGGCGCAGCGAGUUUAAGGAGGCCAUGCGCACGGGGCGGAAGUAUCCUUGUCAGGGCGCCAAACCGGACGCUACGGGAGGCGUUCCCACCGAGCCCCUUCCCAUGCGUAUCAUGUGCUCUUACAAGGUGUGCCGUGUGGACUUCCGCUAUUGGGGCAUGCAGUCCAAAAUCGAGAGCUUCAUUCAGGACUAUGCCCUCCGUCGUACGAUGGUGAGCGCACAUCGACAGGCGUGGACGUGGCAGGAUGAGUGGUACGGCCUCACUAUGACAGAGAUUCGACAACUCGAAGCGGAGACUGCCAAGGCACUGGCCUUGAAGAUGGGCCAGUCGGAGGACGGUAGCCUUGAAGUCACCCCCGCUAUACCCGAUAGUGAUUCGGUGGCAAUAGCUGAUUAUCAGCGGGGCCAACAGUUGAACCAAGAUGCUGACAAGAGAAAAGCCGAUGAAGGCGGAACUGAGCAUGAGUCAGUAGCUCCUCACAUGAAUUUCGGAUCUUGCAUGAGCUUUGCGUCGGAGUCCGAACGGGCCUCGGUGUUUCAAAGCAUGCCUGGGUCGGAUGGAGAUGAUGAGGACUUUUUUGACGCUCACUCUGUGAACACAACUGGUGAGGUUCCCUUCGCUCUUUCCUCAACUGCCACCGAAGGCGUCCAUAGCACCAAAACUGAGGAAAUCGCUCAAACAAAUGUUCUUCUCUUUGUUGUUUACGGAGGUUGUUUACAAGAGAAGUCUGCUGAUGAGUCUAGCAAAUACUCUGACUUUGCUACAUUCAAGUCUCUGGUGGAAUCAACGUUGAAGAAUUUCUUCCCUGAUUUGCAGUUACGAGUAAUUAUGCAACUGGUUUUGUGUCCCUCUAUGGCUGCGGAUAUGCUGCGGUCACUAAAUGCGCUCGACCCAGCUAUGCUUGAACCGAGUAUCUCGGAUGCAAAGAAAGGGACAAUGCGAAGCAUUACUUCAUUAGGAAAUAUUCCACUUCUUCUAACAACAUCAUCUCACUAUCCUAACGACGUCCAUCGACUGGCUCAACAGUUGAAUGAGAGAUACGUUGAGUUUCGGAACUCUAUCGAUGGAAUUCACUUCAGUGGCAACGUGUUUGUGGUCGCAGAUAGUAUUGGAUCCAUAAUGACCUACGAUCUUCUGGUUUCUUGUUGCCCUGACUUUAAACACGAUGACAUUUUUACAAAUUUGGACAGCCUCCAACAGGACAUUCAUGACGCCCCCUCUCUCCUCUUUGACGUACAAGACGUUUUCCUUCUGGGUUCGCCUUUGGGUCUCUUGCUCUCUCUUCGUCGACGAUUAGGGCUGAGUUCCGGUAGCCACAUCAGAUAUUACGCCGACGGUUCCAUCCCACUUCGACCGGCCUGCGAACAGGUCUUCAACAUUUUCAAUUUGGCGGACCCCUUUGCCUAUCGACUGGAGCCCCUCUUGGACGCCUCCUUUAAAAGCAUCCCCGUCGUCCACCUGCCCACCGCCUCUAACUGUUCUGACCAGUGGCAGCGCCUGCGGGAGCACCUCUUCUCGGUUGUGACCGUCAACGGCUAUCCUACAGACCACCAAGACGCUCCUCAUUACCACCCUUCAUCUUCCUCUCUCUCCUCCGAUAGAGCCGAUGAACGGAUUCUGGGUGGCUGGUGGGGAUCGCAACGUUUGGACAUGGGCUUGUGCUGUACCGAAGAUGUCCAAAACAUCCUCGCACGCGCUCUUCCUCCUCUCGUUCAUUCGAGCUAUUGGGAGUCCAAGGAUACCAGCUGCUUCAUUCUAGCCGAGCGGCUUCGGGGUGGAGCCUCGUGCUUGGGCGAGCCCAGUGGGCACAUUGCGGAGGGCAACCUUGGCAACACCCUCGUCUCCCACUUCAAAAGCCACUCCUCCUCACUCCGCACCUACAGCUCCUCGCCCUCAAUGAACUCUAAUCCCACUGCUGCUGGCAACGAGGCCGGUGGUCUGGGUCGGCAAUUCCGCAGUUCCAUCUCUAAUCGGCUGCGAUUCAAGUCGAAACCGACCGAACGGAUUAAAACAAAUAAUCCCAAUCAUCGGGCUAACGAUGCCAUUGUUCUAGAGGGCCAACCACAGGUCAUUAAUGCCCGAUUCACCUUUGGCACUCUCGACCUCUCCUCGAUGGCGAACGAAGAGGUGGAAAUCUUCUACCGUUUACAACCGAUGAUCGAUGCGAAGGGGGUGGGGUGGGAGCGUCUAGGCAGCCAGAUUACCGACUCCAACGGCCGCCUCACAUUUCAGCUAUCUGAGGCCUCUCGACUGCCGGUGGGUCUGCAUCGCAUCCAACUCGUCCCCGUCAUCGGCGAGCCCAACGAACAGGCAGUAGAACUUACUCUCGCCAUCGUUCCGCCCAACUGCAAUGUCGUCAUUUGUAGCAUCGAUGGCUCCUUUGCUGCCAGUCUCUCUCUCAUGGGGAAGGAUCCGAAAGUGCGACCGGGCAGCGUGGACAUAAUGCGCCACUGGUACGCGCUGGGCUACCUCCUCAUCUACAUUUCGGCGCGACCGGACAUGCAGCACCGCCAGGUCGCCUCGUGGCUCGCCCAGCACAAUUUUCCGCCAGGCCUCACUUUCUUUCUGGACGGCAUCUUCACCGACCCUCUGCGGCAAAAGGCUCUCCUCCUCAAGUCCCUUGUUGAACAGAACCAACUAUCCGUGCACUGCGCCUACGGAUCGGCUAAGGAUGUGCCAAUCUACCGGUCCUUAGGUCUUCAAGCGCACCAAAUAUUUGCGGUGGGAAAGCUCUCUCGUCGUCAGGCUCUGGAAGCAACCCCAAUCCGAGAGGGUUAUGCAUUGCACUUCAAGGCGCUAAUGAACCAGCAGCAUCUCUCGACCCCGGCCACUGGGCCACUGAGUGCGGCGGUGCUGCGAAAUGCGGCUGAAUUUCUUUACUCCUCUGCCGCGUCGUCUGAACCGUCCGCUGUCAUCUUUGAUCUACCGGGAACGGGGAAUGACGUUAUACCCGUGUCCGUGCCCUCGUCCCCUCCAUUACACCGCCGGGCGCCAAAUGGAGUAGGCCAAUACGAGAAGCGUGGUUACUUGGUCAUGGCUGAUCCGACAAGUCUCGAAGCUGAUGCUGAUGACUUUAUUAAACGAGCGCAACACUUCGAAAAUGCGAAAGAUUUCGAUCUGGCAGUAUUCUACUAUGCUGAGGCAGUUCAGGCAUGGUUGAAUGCGAGAAAUGCGGGUUCUACAAAUCCUGAUAUUUUGACGCUUGCGCGUUCGUACACGAAACACGCUGAGGAAUUGGUUGAGAAGAGAGAUGCAGCGGGGUCGGCUGUGAAAGUCCCGCAGCAAAAUAUGGAAGUUGAGCGGGCGAAAUGCCUCCUCAAUGAGGCACUGGAAGCAGAUGAACAGGAUAAUACCGUAGACGCUCUCAAUCUGUACAGUCAAGCUAUCGAAGUACUCUUGAAAGUGCGUAAUGAAACGAACGAUCGAGCUUUUCGUGAAAAAGUUGAACGAUUAGCCAGACAAGCGCUAGAGAGGGCUGAGGCACUGAAGAGCGCUGUUAAGUCACCUCCACUGUCCAAAGCAUCGUGUGCACGAACAUCAAGCCACCGAUCUCGCAGUGGAGAAGGAGGGAAUUAUACAAGGAAUGAGCUUCGCGUUUUGCGGAAAACGUCUACAAUCAACGGCCGAGAGUAUUUGCCUUUUCUUGACGUAGUCGACAGUCAUGAGCGGUUCGCCUUUGCUCAACCGUUUAUGGAUCAGCAUGGGCUGAUUGCUUUGUCUUCUAAACAGCGGUCUAGCUUCGUUAAGUGGGUGCGGCCGAGUGAUUUUUUGAACGACCCGACAAUGAUUAUCACAGUUUCCUGUUUUCCGAUUCGUCAAACCUGUGUAACUGAUUGUUCUUUUGUGGCCUCGAUGGCUGUCGCUGCUCAGUAUGAACGCAGGUUUAAAAAGCGUCUCAUAACCAACAUUAUUUACCCACAAAAAAAGAAUGGUGAGCCCGUCUACAAUCCAUGUGGGAAGUACAUGGUAAAAUUGCACUUGAAUGGUGUUCCUCGGAAAAUAAUUAUUGACGAUCGGUUACCCAUGGGCUACCACGACGAGCUGUUGUGCUCCUUUUCGACCAACAAAAAUGAACUCUGGGUCUCCCUCCUCGAGAAAGCCUAUAUGAAGGUUAUGGGCGGUUACGACUUCCCCGGUUCAAAUUCGAAUAUCGACUUGCACGCAUUGACGGGCUGGAUUCCAGAGCGCAUCUCGAUAAAGUCGAGCGGCACUAACGAAUUCGAUGCAGACCGCGAGUUUCGGCGUUUGGAGAAGCGAUUUCACCGAGGCCAUUGUCUGGUUACUGUAGCGACAGGACUGCUCACUCCGGAAGUCGAACAGCGCAGUGGUUUGGUUCCCACUCAUGCCUAUGCUCUCCUGGACAUGCGGCAAGUCGAUCAAACAAGACUCCUGCUUCUCAAGAAUCCAUGGAGUCGAACACGCUGGAAAGGCAACUUUUCUGAUCUGGACACCGAACACUGGACGCCCGAGAUGCAAAGAAAGCUUGAUUACGAUCUGAAUAGCGCUCGCUAUGUAGACAAUGGUGUAUUUUGGAUCGAUUACAAAUCGCUCCUUUACUUCUUUGACGUCUUUUAUAUCAACUGGAACCCCGAACUAUUCCCUUACACCACCUGCGUUCAUAGUGAGUGGUCCGCCUCUGAGGGACCGAGGAAAGACGUUUACUCAUUUGCGAAUAAUCCACAGUAUACUUUGGAGGUUCAGGCCAAGUCCCAAGCUCCCGUUUGGGUUCUCCUCACUCGCCACAUUACUAACAAGAAUGACUUUGCGCACAACAACGAGUUUAUUGGGCUAGUGGUAUACAAGGACAUUCAGAGCCGGAAGGUCUACCACCCUAACGACCCAGUGCCACUGAAGGACAGCGUACGCAUCAACUCACCGCACUGCCUCAUUCAACUAGUGCAGGAGCCGGGUAACGUUACCUACACCCUCGUGGUCUCCCAGUACGAGAAGAACGUUACCAUCCAGUAUACUCUCCGUGCCUACUCUACUGCUCCCAUGCGAUUCAGUCCCAUCAUUGAUCCUUACACUGUUACCAAAACGAUGAACGGAGAGUGGAAGGGCGAGACAGCAGCGGGAUGUCAGAACUACGCCAAUUUCCACAAUAAUCCCACUUUUGAGUUGGUGUGGCCGAAUAACGAGGCGGAUAACCAGGUAUUGGUGGAGGUGCGCGGCCCGCGCGACUUUGCCAUCGGGUUCACAUGGGACGUCGUGAGCCUUACUAACUCUUCGCCCCUCAACACUGCGCGCUCCCUCUCCACCGGCAACUAUCGUCGAGGCUACACCAUGCUGGAAAUGGCGGGACUGUCGGGAGGACGGUAUAAAGUAACAGUGGCGACCUUCGAACCGCUCCAAGAGGGUCCCUUCAUCCUCUCGGUGAAGAGCACUCGCCCACUGACACUCUCUCGGCUUCAGUAA
Molecule: messenger RNA, 5934 nt
Organism: Echinococcus granulosus
Lineage: Eukaryota; Metazoa; Platyhelminthes; Cestoda; Cyclophyllidea; Taeniidae
Product: Calpain-7
Exons: 37
Coding region: 1-5934 (1977 amino acids)
Biological process (GO): phospholipid transport; proteolysis
Cellular component (GO): cytoplasm
Molecular function (GO): metal ion binding; phosphatidylcholine binding; calcium-dependent cysteine-type endopeptidase activity
Source: RefSeq, a predicted model, not a curated record